UGAAAAGCGAAAAAGGCAUAGCAAGGCAAGUGUGAAUUCCCGACUUCCAACUUCCAAGCCCCACAACACAUGGUAGUCAUGCACAACAGAUGAUUUCAUGACACUUCCUCCCAGCACCGCCCUUCACAGUCAAUCAUCAAAUAAACCAAAAACACUUUCCUCUGUCCUAUCGAAGCCCAAAGCAUGGAGUCAUCCAUUUUGUCCCUUUUGAUUCUCUUUGCAAUCCCUGCCCCCAAAACUCCUCAAUCGAAGCCGCCAAGGCAUUACAACCUACCAGCUAGAACUACAAGAGACCAAAUGAUGAUCAGAGUUACCAACCAUAACGUAAUGCAGCAGCGGCCACCACUGCCAAAUCCUGAGCCCAUUCUGCUUGAACUAGCCCAAUUUCGCAGCACAACAUUCUCUACAAGCCCAGGGAAGAAGCUCUUCAGGUGCGAGACCAGACCCUGGUUCGAGAAUGUCGUCUUGCCCUCGAGCUUCUUAAUGGUUUCCAAUUUCUGCUAAGAGAGAAGCCAACAUGAAGGGGUCUAUGGUUUUCUGUAACUGGUAGGGUGAACUGCUUUGACAUUUUUUACUACGUACUCACUAUUUUCAGUAGUUUGUAUGGAAACGUGCUUAGGCCUGCUGUUAAUUGGCAGGUGUCAUGACUUGCCGUUAAACCAUUUGGAUUUCCCAGCAACAUAGCAUUCCUUUU
Messenger RNA from Theobroma cacao (cacao), 694 nucleotides. The record is from RefSeq and is a predicted model, not a curated record. NCBI's taxonomy places the organism in Eukaryota, Viridiplantae, Streptophyta, Magnoliopsida, Malvales, Malvaceae.